CUUUAUGAUUUUAGUUGGCCCAAACGGUCAAGUGGGUCUUCAUAUGAAGGGUUUCCGGGGAAUGGCCCCACUCCUAGAUAUGAAUAAGACUUUUAUGCCUAUUGGGACCCUAUCCUAAACAAAUAAAGUCCUUGUAGGUCAGAACCGCUCAGUCUCGACUUUUAUGUACUGCAGUGUUGACUGAGUCCACUAUUCUUUGGUGCUUCAUUAAUGGAUCCACGGACCUGUUGAAAGGAGGCCUUCAUCGUCGAGCAUGUUCAAACCAGUUCCGAUGAUAGAUUUGAAUAAAAAAAAAGGAACAAAACGGACAAUGCUCAAGGGCCAAUUCCAAAGUGAACCACUCAGAGACUCACGUGGGUUGCCAUGAUAAUUGACGUUCAUUCCCAACCCGUUAGCUUCGACAGACCAUCCACAUUCAGCUCUAGAUCCUCCCCCCAAAUGUGUAAGGAUCGAUAUUUGGAACCAUUUUCCUGUUUUCUUACUAGUCAAGGUCCUUGUUCCACGACAGAUCAUGAUCACGAUUCACAUGCUUAGGUUGUUAGGGCCUGGUUAGCGUAUCUGCGUAUUAAGAUUUUUUAUCAACUGUGGACACGAACUAGCGUGAUCAUUGCUUGGAAGCAUGGUUAAAAAACAAGUGGACUUUUAUUGGAAUCAUAUCAGGUCGGUUCCACUUGGAACAAAACUUUGUCUUCCACGAUGGCAAAUGUAACGUUGAUGGAUGGAUGGGUGUAAUACGUAUUACAUAUCAUGGUGUUAUGCUCUGUUAUCCAAUGUGAUCUUUUUUCAUUCAUUGACUGGCCUGCGUUUCUGUCUUUCAAAGUUGAGGGACAAAAACCUUUGCCUUGAGAUUGAGGGAUGUCGUGUUCUAGUAGAGCAAACUAAAACGACCAUCAUCUCAUCUCCGCCCACGUCGUUCAGGUUUAGCUUUGUUAAACACUCCUUUAUCCCAUGUUUUCUUCCUCAGGAUUAGAGAGCAAGUGCCAUUGCACAAUGAUGAUGGGCCAUUGAAUACACCGCCAAUCCAAGAUGGCUUUGGAAUUCCCCUCCAUUAUGAAUAUGGUUUUGGAUCCCAGGAGGAAUUCGUCUCUCCUGAGGAUUUCAAGCGAGUCCAUAGACUCCUUCACCGGCUCCUCCAACGAGAGUGCGUGGGAGUACGCUGAGAGCCCGGCCAUCCCCAGUGAGAUCUUCUGGGGAUCCAGUUGCUACUUGAUUCUGGUGGGGAGCUUUGGGAUCGCCAGCAACUUGACGGUCUUGAUAGUGUUCCUCACGCAUAAAAAGCUCCAGACGCCUUUCAACUUGGUGUUAAUGAACUUGAUCGUGGCGGAGCUGCUUAUUUCGCUAAUUGGCAUUCCCAUUGAUCUCACGGCCAGCUUGCUCCAGGGUUGGAAACUCGGAUACCAUCUUUGUCUCGUGACCGGAUUCUCCAUGACACUCUUGGGCAUGGUCUCCAUUUUCACCCUAUCCUCUUUGGCUAUUCAAAGAUGGAUGUUGGUGACUCGACCCGGCAAAUUCUCCCUCAACAACUGGACGCACACCCGAUUGAACCUGGCCCUGAUUUGGUUCCUCUCAAUCGCCGUGGCCCUCCCGCCUCUACUAGGCUGGUCCUUCUAUGCCCCGGAGACCUCGGGACUAAGUUGUGCACCAGCUUGGGAGGACCCCAAAUCGAUCGGUUUCAAUUGGUACAUGCUCUCCCUUGGGUUCUUUUUGCCCACUUCGGCAAUGGUCUACACUUCGGGGAGUGUCCUUCUGAACCUAAAAGUGAAUGCGUCCAAUCAAAAGGCGGCCUCGGUGAUUCGUCGGAGCGCUCAGAAGCGCGAGAACAAAGUGACGAGGAUGGUGAUGUUCAUGAUGACCUCGUUUACCAUUUGCUGGUUUCCAUAUGCCCUCAUGUGUUUGUACCGGAUCCUCAUUGGCCAUACCGCUCCGCUGAUGAGUGCGUUUCCAUUGCUUUUUGCCAAGAGCUCCAUUUGUUGGAAUCCCAUCAUCUACAUUCUCAUGAACAAUCAGUUCAACGCGCUUCUCAUUCCCAAGUUCUGGCGGAAUGUGUCCUCGGAUGACGGCUCCCACACCACAAACCAUCACCCCACCAAACCACCCCACAUCAAGAACCGGUUUACGUCGCCAGCUCCCUUGAUAGGGUCGCUUUCGGGUCAGACCUACGACAUGUCCAGCAAAGACAAGCCACGCCCCGAUUCACACAACACUCAAGUGCUAGACCAGCCCAACUCCGAGCAAAUCGGUAGCAUCAGGAUCACCUUCACCCAACCUUGGAGGGAUGGGUCCAAACUGGCCGACAUGGACAGCACUGAGGCGGUUUACGGGGAUGAAAGCGCAUAUCGGAACAAGACCACGAUUGCCCGUAUCCAAUACACCAGCAACUUCAAAGACUUCAAAGAAGAUACCAGAUUUUAACACACACACACACACCCUCCUCGUUGGUUUAGUGCAUUGUGGUUGGCAAAAGAUGAAAACGUGAUGGAUUUUAUCGCGAUGCACCCGACGUCUCCUUGAGUACCUGAUCGAAUGCUCUCAUAUCUCCAUCCCUCUCUUUCUUCCAAAAAUGAUAGACAAUUUUAUCUUGUAUCGUACAGUAAAUGUUAAUAUGUCUCUGUGACUUUCUGGGGCCAUCCCCAACAAAUUGCUGGAUAGACAGUGGUCCAAAUAAAAGUUUUUUGUGACAUCCUU
Molecule: messenger RNA, 2685 nt
Organism: Tigriopus californicus
Lineage: Eukaryota; Metazoa; Arthropoda; Copepoda; Harpacticoida; Harpacticidae
Product: rhodopsin-like
Exons: 7
Coding region: 1027-2412 (461 amino acids)
Biological process (GO): G protein-coupled receptor signaling pathway; visual perception
Cellular component (GO): membrane; photoreceptor outer segment
Molecular function (GO): G protein-coupled receptor activity
Source: RefSeq, a predicted model, not a curated record